AUGUCUGUCAUGCGCAUGAAGCGCCUGCAAAAGGAGCUCAAAGGGCUGCAAAAGCAAAGCUCACAACAUUCAUUCCACCUGCUACCGCUUAGCUCAGAUAAUGCUUUUGAUGUGUGGCAUAUGGAGAUGCAGGUGCUCAACCAUCCGCUAUAUGCAGGUCAAAUCUUUCUACUUCGCUUCAAAUUUCCGCUCAGCUACCCGAUCGACUCGCCAGAGGUCGUCUUCCUUCCUGGUCCUCGCCAGAGUAAUGCGUCUGUGCCGUCUACCGCGCCCACAGGCUCACAAGAGCGGCCAAUUGAUCUAGAUGCGGAUGAUAAACCUACAGCGCCCGAGCCCACAACCUAUAGUAUCCCGCUUCAUCCUCACAUCUACACAAAUGGACACAUUUGUCUCGAUUUGCUCUAUGCUCCAGCUUGGUCUCCCGUACAAAACGUCGAGUCUGUGGCGUUAUCCAUCCUCAGUAUGCUGGCUGGCAAUUCUAUUGCUGAGCGGCCUGUAGAUGAUGCGAGUUACUCUGGCAGGACGCCUGUGGGUGCGAAUCCAAAACGAACCAAUUGGGUUUUCCACGACGAUACGGUGUAA
Messenger RNA from Protomyces lactucae-debilis, 582 nucleotides. Its product is annotated as ubiquitin-conjugating enzyme/RWD-like protein. Lineage: Eukaryota; Fungi; Ascomycota; Taphrinomycetes; Taphrinales; Protomycetaceae. Bases 1 to 582 code for a protein of 193 amino acids. The transcript is spliced from 2 exons. The record is from RefSeq and is a predicted model, not a curated record.